This is a messenger RNA of Dunckerocampus dactyliophorus (ringed pipefish), 3073 nucleotides long. RefSeq names its product FERM domain containing 6 (gene frmd6). Gene Ontology annotation, biological process: positive regulation of hippo signaling. The record is from RefSeq and is a predicted model, not a curated record. The coding region runs from base 494 to 2323 and encodes 609 amino acids. Gene Ontology annotation, cellular component: cytoplasmic side of apical plasma membrane; cytoskeleton. NCBI's taxonomy places the organism in Eukaryota, Metazoa, Chordata, Actinopteri, Syngnathiformes, Syngnathidae. The transcript has 15 exons.
AAUAGUGGCGCGUGUCGGACUGGCGACGUUGCUGUCGUCGAACUCUCUAAACUUGUCUUUCCUAGCAUCACGGAUGCAUUUCCCCCCCGUGUUUAUUACUCAGCAUACUUUGUAAAAACACACACUCGUGUCUGGAUUAACUAGGAACUAGGAAGGAACUCUUACAAAAAGGUUUCCAGGUUGCUUUCCGAUUGCCUUGGAGCACAUCCCAUCCCUUCCAUCGUCUUGUUCCCGCUCUUUGGUCUUUCCCAUGGUGAAGCUGUUGGAAUCUGGUCGUUUGGGUGUGGACAGGUGUCUUUUAUGCAGGUGACGAGCGGCUAAGUGCAGCAGGGGUCCUCAUGCUGGUCCGCUCGACCGCCACCCGGCCCGCUGAGCCCGUCGGAGCCGCCGCGUCUGCACUACCGGGUCGCAGCUGAAGCACAGCUACAGCCGGCCCGUCGUCCGAGGGCCCGGAGCCCGGAGGGGCCCUGACCUGUCGCCAUCUCACACGAAGAUGAACAAACUGAACUUCCACAACAACAAAACCAUGCAGGACCGCCGAUGCGUCUGUGUCUUUCUGCCCAAUGAUGACACGCUCAAUGUCAUAGUCAAUGUGAAGACGCUGUGCCAGGAGCUGCUGGUCCAGGUGUGUGACCUGCUGAGGCUGAAGGACUGCCACCUCUUUGGACUCAGUGUGAUUCAAAAUAAUGAACACAUCUACAUGGAACUGGAUCAGAAGCUGUCCAAGUACUGUCCCAAAGAAUGGAAGAGAGAAGCCAGCAAGGGAAUCGACCAGUUUGGCCCCCCAAUGAUCAUCCAUUUCAGAGCUCAGUAUUACGUGGAGAACGGCCGCUUGAUCAGCGACCGGGCGGCCAGGUACUACUACUACUGGCACCUGAGGAAGCAGGUGUUGCUCUCUCAGUGCAUCCAGCGGGAAGAGGCCUACUUCCUCCUGGCCGCCUUCGCCCUGCAGGCCGACCUGGGCAACUUCAAACGGAACAAGCACUUUGGCAAAUACUUUGAACCCGAAACCUACUUCCCCCCCUGGGUGAUAGCCAAGCGCGGCCGUGACUACAUCCUGAGGCACAUCCCAAACAUGCACAAGGACCAGUUUGCCCUCACGGCCUCCGAGGCACACCUCAAGUUCAUCAAGGAGUGUGCGCAGCUUGAUGAUGUCACCGUCCACUACUACAGACUCUACAAGGACAAGAAGGAAGUGGAGGCGUCGCUUACUUUGGGACUGACUUUACGAGGGAUUCAGAUCUUCCAGAACAUCGGCUCUGUGAGACAGCUUUUGUACGACUUUCCAUGGACCAAUGUGGGAAAACUAGUUUUUGUGGGCAAGAAGUUUGAAAUCCUUCCUGACGGACUCCCCUCGGCCCGGAAGCUCAUCUACUACACGGGCUGCCCCGUGCGCUCUCGUCACCUGCUGCAGCUGCUCAGCAACAGUCACAGGCUCUACAUGAACCUCCAGCCCGUCCUCAAGCAGGUCCGCCGCCUGGAGGAGCACGAAGAGAAGAAACAGUACCGGGAGUCGUACAUCAGUGAUGCUCUGGACCUGGACAUGGACCACCUAGACAAGUGUUCCCGAGCCAGCGGCAGCAGCGCGGGCAGCGUGUCCCACCACAAGUGUCUGUCCCGCCGCUCCACCGCCAGCCACGGCAGCUCGCACACCUCAGGCGUGGAGACGGACAGCUUCAGGGUGUCCAACCGAGCUUCCCGCAGGCCCCCGAGGACCUGCGGCUCGUCCACCGCCAGCCACGGGAGCUCGCACACGUCGGGCAUCGAGAGUGGCGGCAAAGAGCGCGUCCUGGACGAUGACGCAGAGAUCGAGAUGUUGGUGGACGACCCCAAAGACUACGAGGAGCUCAGCGAGAUGUCUCUGGACCAGGAGCUGUGCAUACACAUCACGGAGGACAUGUUGACCAUGUCCCCGGAUCAGAUAAACGGAUACUCUGCUCUUAUUGUCAAAGAUGUCAGCUCCUCCACCUCCAGCUCCUCUGAGACGGUCGUCAAGAUGAGAGGCCAAAGCAUCGAGUCCCUGCCGCAGACGUCGACGUGCAGGAAGCCUCCGUCAUCCACUGACCGCCACAGCCAGUCACUGGAUGACAUCCGCCUCUACCAGAAGGACUGCCUGCAGUGGGCGGAGCUCUGCCAGGACACAGCCCACAGCUACACCUUCGGCUGCGCCCAGGAGCUGAGUGACGGCUGCAUCUACCAGGGCCUGGCCGAGCAGUGCGCCGGCAUGCGCGGGGGUGACCAGCAGGCCUUUCCCAUCAAGAGGACCAGCAAGUACUUCUCUUUGGACCUGACCAGCGAGGAGGUACCCGAGUUUGUGGUGUGACCUCCGAGAUGGAGGACGCUUCCUGCUUUUUCUCAUGAAUGAACACAUGGAAGUACUGAGGGGUUCUUGAAGCCAAAAAAAGAAAGAAAGAAAGACAGUAAGCGUGACAGAGGCUCAACGUCGCCGUGCUGCCGACCAAAGACCCAAAGAAGAAAAGUUGACACGUUGAUGCCUCUGACAGGAAGUGCAGGGUGCCAACCAGCCGACGUGCCUUCAUCGCCCCAUGCAGGUGUCACACCGUUGCCUUGACAAUCUCAACAGCCAUUUUUCAUGUCCCGCCGCUCAGCUCAGCCUGCUUGGACGUCCUUCAGCAGAUGCAAGAUGAAACCACAACAGCUUUAAAAGUCUGCUUUUUGUUUGUUUUAGGCAGAAUAUUCAUACACUACAACUUCCUCACUGAAAAGCUUUCCCCCUCUCGCUCUUCUUGUCUGAGUAUUGUGGAUAUCCGGGGCUCAGCACGACGUAUCGUCACAUUUGUGUCUGUGUCGUGUAAGAAAACAAUUUAUUCUCGCGUGAAUUUGCAGAAUCACACUUUCAAGCAGCUUUUUUUAACGUCUUCCAAGUCUUCUAAGCUGCUAAAAAAAAAGGACAAGAACACCAAAGGGAAACAGGUUGUCGUUGUUGUGUUGUACUGUCAGAAUCUCAUCUUUUUUAUUCUCCAGCUUUAAUCACUCAUAUCUUCUACAUUGUUACACUCUAAGCAUCUGAACUAUUUUUUUAAUAAAUAGAAAUCAACAUUUAUAUUUCUAA